Messenger RNA from Ipomoea nil (Japanese morning glory), 1100 nucleotides. RefSeq names its product receptor like protein 30-like. Lineage: Eukaryota; Viridiplantae; Streptophyta; Magnoliopsida; Solanales; Convolvulaceae. Gene Ontology annotation, molecular function: protein binding. The transcript has 4 exons. The coding region runs from base 11 to 895 and encodes 294 amino acids. The record is from RefSeq and is a predicted model, not a curated record.
AUUAAAGCUGAUGAUGAGGAUUUGUGGUUCUUAUCUCCAGUGGCUUCUGUUCCUUUUGAGUAUUCUUCAACAUUUAAAGGGGAGUAGAAGUUGCUUAGACAAUGAGAGAAAAGCUCUUCUAAGCUUCAAACAUAGCAUUAUUUCUGACCCAUUGAGCUCUCUUUCCUCAUGGGGAGAUGAUGAUGACUGCUGCAAAUGGAAAGGAGUUGGUUGUGAUAACAGAACAGGCCAUGUUGUUGCUCUUCAUUUGGGGCGUCAAGGCUUACAAGAGUUGGAGUAUGGUAAGAACCUCAAAUUCAUGAAACUCAUUGAUCUCUCAAGCAAUAAAUUGGUUGGAGAAAUCCCAAAUGAGCUAACUGAUUUGCAUAUGCUUAAUUCACUCAACCUGUCAAGAAACAAACUGACCGGAUCCAUCCCAAACAAGAUUGGUGAGAUGAGGUCGCUAGAGAGUGUCGACCUGUCAAACAAUCAACUUUCUGGAGCAAUACCACCGAGCCUUGCUAGUAUAUCAUUUCUUGCUCACUUGGACUUGUCGAACAACAAUUUGUCUGGUUGUAUUCCACUCGGCACUCAGUUGCAAGGAUUCACUGAGGCUUAUGAGGGAAAUUCAAAGCUACGAGGGCCUCCACUUCCAACAAAGUGUCAUAGAGAUGAACCUGGAAAUGCUCCACAACAAGGGGGAAUUGAUGAAGGAUGGAUUAUUUGGGACUUUGACUUUUUUGUGAGUUUGACACUUGGAUUCAUUGUUAGUUUUUGGGGAGUAUGUGGAACAUUAAUACUCAAGUCUUCUUGGCGACAUGCGUAUUUCCAAUUUUUAGAAGUCAAAAAAGAGAAGAUUUGCACUGCCAUUGUGGUCCUUGGAGCCAAAUUGAAGAGAGGCAUGAGAGCUAACUAGCUCGAUUGAAGUAAAAGGAAGUACGAAGGCAGCCAUUGGAGUACCUCCGGUCCAUCCAUGUCAUUCUAAAUAAAGUUGAAUCAUGUGUAUUUGUGUGUUUGUAUUCAUAUUUCAAGUCAUGUAAUUCUAUUUUGUUCUGUAUUGUGUCAUUGUGUGUAUUGAGGUUCUACUAUAUAUACAUCAUCAUACCAUAGCCUAUUUUGAA